AUGAAGUGGGGAUGGACCGGGGCGUUGCUGGCCUGGUUGACGACAACCGCAUCAUGCUGGCCAUACGACGAGAGUCUGGUCAGGUACAACCUCAACGAGAAUAAAGCCGCGACAAACCCGGCGGAGUACUGGGGAGAAUGGCCGGACCAUAAGGGCAAAUACUUCCCCUCCCCCAAGAACUGGCGGUUUCCUGUAUAUACACUGUUUUUGGAUCGAUUCGUAAACGGUGACCCGGAGAAUGAUAAUAUCAACGGGACGCAAUUCGAGCAUGAUAUCAGUUCCAACCAGAUGCGCCAUGGCGGUGAUGUCGCCGGGUUGGUCGCUACUUUGGACUAUUUACAGGGAAUGGGGAUCAAGGGCAUCUAUCUUGCUGGAACGAUCCUCAUGAACCAGCCCUGGGGCGCGGAUGGUUACUCUGCGUUGGAUACAACUCUCCUGGACCAGCAUUUUGGUGACCUUCAAGUCUGGCGUGACGCCAUCACUGAAAUACACAACCGGGGGAUGUAUGUGAUAUUCGAUAACACUAUCGCUACCCUCGGUGAUCUCAUUGGGUUCGACGGCUACCUCAACACCACCACCCCAUUCUCGGUCAAGGAGCACCAGGCGUUGUGGAAAACCGAUCGUCGGUAUGUUGACUUUGACAUCGGCAAUGACUACAACGCGACGUGCGAUUACCCCCGUUUCUGGUACGAAGACGGUCUCCCGCUUGCCGCGGAGUAUGCCGAUCAGCUGGUGGGCUGCUACAACAGCGAUUUUGACCAGUACGGAGACAUUGAAGCGUUCGGUGUGUUCCCUGACUGGCAACGUCAGCUGGCCAAGUUCGCGUCCGUGCAGGAUCGUCUGCGAGAAUGGUACCCCAGCGUGCGAGAGCGGCUGAUCCGUCACUCGUGCAUGAUCAUCGCCUCCCUCGAUAUUGACGGAUUCCGGUACGAUAAAGCCACCCAGGCGACGGUCGAUGCUCUCGGCGAGAUGUCCAUGGCCUACCGGGAAUGCGCGCGCGCCGUGGGUAAGGACAACUUCUUCAUCUCCGGAGAAAUCACGGGUGGUGAUUAUUUCGGCUCGAUCUACCUGGGACGAGGCAGGCAGCAGAACCAGUGGCUCUCUAACCCGGCCGACGGGCCCAAGAUGACGAACGAGUCCAGCGCCCAGAAUUUCCUGCGCGAGGCGGGUCAUGAAGCCCUGGAUAGUGCUGCGUUCCACUAUUCCGUUUACCGAACCCUGACCCGUUUCCUGGGGAUGGAUGGUAAUCUCGCCGCGGGUUACGAUGUCCCCCUGGAUUGGGUCGACAUGUGGCGGCAGAUGCUGCGGUCGAACGACCUCGUCAAUGCUAACACGGGCAAAUUCGACCCCCGGCACAUGUACGGUGCGACCAACCAGGAUGUCUUCCGUUGGCCAACUGUGCAAUGGGGAGUUGAGCGGCAGCUGUUGGGUAGUUAUAUCACGACGCUGCUGCUGCCCGGUAUCCCUCUAAUGCUCUGGGGUGAGGAGCAGGCCUUCUAUGUGCUUGAUGCCACCGCUUCCAACUAUAUUUACGGUCGUCAGGCCAUGUCCCCGGCAACUGCCUGGAGAGACCACGGCUGCUUUGCUUUGAAUUCCUCCCAGUACUACAAUUGGCCGAUUGUCGAUGGCAGGAACGGUUGUCACGAUGAUACAGUCGCCUAUGACCACCGGGACCCUUCGCACCCGGUGCGCAAUGUCUUCAAGCACAUGUAUCAGUUGCGUGAGCAAUUCCCUGUUCUCAAUGACGGGUAUACCCUGAACAACCUGUCCAAGUCCACCGUUGACGUCUACUACCCGGGUUCCAACGAAACCGCCACCGAGACGGGAAUGUGGUCUGUCAGUCGAGAAGUCGAUCUCGAUGUGCAGGAUUUCGGGUCCGAUGCGAAGAACUCGCCUGUCUGGAUGGUCUAUCAGAAUAACAACCACACGGUCGAUUACAAAUUCACUUGCACCGACUCCAAGAAGGCUUUGAUCGCUCCCUUCCCUGCCAACACGCGCGUCAAGAACUUGUUUUACCCCUUCGAUGAGUUGGAACUGACCGCCGGCCCGUCUGAACGAACUUUUGGGAAUGCCACAUCAGCCGUGGGCUGUUAUCCCAAUCUGACCCUCAAUGCGUUCGAGUUCAAGGCCUACGUACCCAAGGAGUUGCAUGUCAUGCCCCGCCCGAUGAUCACCGGCUUCACCCCUGGGCACGACCGUCCAAUUGCUUCUACUGUUGCACCUGAUGCCUCUGAGAACGUGCCCAUUGAGCUGUAUUUCUCUGAGGAGAUGGAUUGCGAUGGGGUCACCAAUUCUAUUUCCCUGACGUCCUCCACCGAGUCGCGCAAAGUCCCGUCCAUCGCCUCUGGCUCCGUCUCUUGCAAAUCCAUUUCCAACGCCACCACCUCGUGGACGGCUCAGAUCCCCAGCGCAUGGAUGUGGGCAGCCACUUUGACCAACGUCUACAACGGCGUCCACCGAGUUACCGUGAAGGAUGUCAAGACUGUGAAUGGAAACGCCUCAACCAACGCCACGGACCACUUCCUGUUCCGCAUUGGCCAGGUCGACAAUCCGAUGAUCUUUACCACUGCCAACUACUCGACUAGUUUGCUCCAUGAAAAUGACAACGGGACGCUGUUCAUCCAGCACCACGCCGCAGGCGCGGAUAAAUACCGCUACUCGACCAACUGGGGCACGACCUGGUCGAGCUGGACUACAUACAAUGGCGGUAACGACACCAUCCAGGAACUGGAGUGGCACGGAACCAAAGACCAACGCUGGCAAGGCAAACACGUCCGCGUGGAAUACUGGAGCGGCUUGACCGGUAGCAGCGACUACUACCAGGAAGGCGAUGUGGGCUGGAACCACAAGGUGCCCCGACGAUUCCCGCAUAUCCAUUUCAACGGUCCUUACAACCAGUUCGGUUACGAUGGCGGCCUCGACAAUAAGGCCAAGCUAGACACCAGCAGUGGAUUCUGGAAGCACCACUUCACCUACGAGUGGCCCGCUCAGGGACAGAUCAACGUCUGGGGGAUCAACCCCGAUGGCAAGCCGGACCAGAGCUGGGUCCUGGGCGACGUCGACGGUGACCAUGUCUUGGACCGCAUGCCCCCGUCGUCUCUGUCUGCGACCAUGAUCAAUUUUACCGAACCUCCGCCCUCACCUCACCUCUCCUGGAUUAUCUCCAUCAACGACGCGACCAUGCGGUAUGAGCUGAUCCCCGCCGGGAAUCAAGCCACGCAGAUGGCCAUGUACAUUCUCUUCUGGAUUGUGCCCCUGCUCACAGGCGCGGCAUGCGUCUAUGUCUUCAUGAAAUCCUUCUACCAGAUCAAGUUCAACCAGGUCGGCGUCAGCGAGAAGCGCUCCGUCAUUCCCCUGGCCCUCCGCCGGAAGCUGAAGCGUGCUCGCAAUGGCGACGGUGAGGCAUUGAACCCCCUGAUGCGUCUGGCCAACAAGUCCGGUUUCAUCCAGAGCUCGACGGAUCUGGCGGGCGCCGCUGCGACUUCCAAACGACGCAUGGUGCUCAUUGCCACCAUGGAAUAUGAUAUCGAAGACUGGGCCAUCAAGAUCAAGAUCGGUGGUCUCGGUGUCAUGGCACAAUUGAUGGGCAAGACCCUCGGGCAUCAGGAUCUCAUCUGGGUCGUUCCCUGCGUCGGCGGAGUGGACUACCCCGUCGACCGGCCAGCGGAACCCAUGAUCGUCACCAUUCUGGGCAAGCCGUAUGAAGUCCAGGUGCAAUACCACACCUUGCAGAAUAUCACUUACGUCUUGCUGGACGCCCCUGUUUUCCGCCAGCAGUCCAAGUCGGAACCCUACCCAGCGCGCAUGGAUGACCUGGACAGUGCCAUCUACUAUUCCGCGUGGAACCAGUGCAUUGCGCAGACUAUCAAGCGGUUCCCCAUCGACCUGUACCAUAUCAAUGACUACCACGGAUCCCUGGCGCCUCUCUACCUCCUACCGCAAACAAUCCCCGCCUGUCUGUCUCUCCACAACGCCGAGUUCCAGGGUCUCUGGCCUAUGCGGACCGAGAAGGAAAAGGAAGAGGUUUGCUCCGUCUUCAACCUGGACAAGGAAACCACCCGUCGCUACGUUCAGUUCGGUGAGGUUUUCAAUCUGCUCCACGCCGGUGCCAGUUAUCUGCGUGUCCACCAGCAAGGAUUUGGUGCCGUCGGUGUGUCCAAGAAAUACGGUAAACGGUCGUACGCUCGCUACCCCAUCUUCUGGGGUCUCAAGAAGGUCGGCAAUUUGCCCAACCCGGAUCCAUCGGAUAUUGGCGAGUGGAACAGGGAGCAGGCCCUCGCCAAGGGUGAAGACCCUCCUGUCGAUGCGGAAUUCGAAGCUGGUCGUGCGGAGCUCAAACGCCAGGCUCAAGAAUGGGCUGGCCUGGAGCAAAACCCGGACGCUGAUCUCCUCGUGUUUGUUGGUAGAUGGUCCAUGCAGAAGGGUGUGGAUCUGAUUGCGGAUGUCAUGCCCGCUGUUCUUGAGGCUCGCCCUAACGUCCAACUGAUCUGUGUCGGCCCUGUCAUCGAUCUGUACGGCAAGUUUGCCGCCCUCAAGCUGGAUCGUAUGAUGAAGGUCUAUCCCGGCCGUGUCUUCUCUCGUCCGCAGUUCACUGCUUUGCCCCCCUACAUUUUCUCCGGUGCCGAGUUCGCCCUCAUUCCGUCCCGUGACGAACCGUUCGGUCUGGUCGCUGUCGAGUUCGGCCGUAAGGGUGCUCUUGGUAUCGGUGCACGCGUCGGUGGUCUCGGUCAGAUGCCUGGUUGGUGGUUUAACGUGGAGUCAAUGACCACUGCUCAUCUGCUCCAUCAAUUUAAGCUUGCGAUCGAGGGUGCCUUGAACUCAAAGCCAGAGGUCCGCGCUAAGAUGCGCGCUCGUUCAGCCAAGCAGCGGUUCCCUGUCGCUCAGUGGAUCGAGGAUCUUGAGAUCCUGCAGUCUACCUCAAUCCGUAUCCACAACAAGGAGGCUGCCAAGUCUCAUAAUCGUCCCAUGACCCCUAGCGGCCCCAUGACUCCUCGUGGACUGGGUGCCAUGAGCCCAUCUCUACCCGCCAGUGGAACCCAGACUCCAGUUGGCAUGCACUCUCGCGAAGCCAGCUACGUGAACCUGAAGCAAUUGGCAGAGAUUGGCCCACAGCAGCGGGACACCAUCAUUUCCUACAGCAACAACACCAACACGGGCCGGGAGAUGACUGAGAAACCUGCUCCGGGAUUGAGCCGUAAACUGUCGCUUGGUGUCCGUUCCGGUCCUGGUCACCUCAACCGGCCUGGUCGGCAUGGACAACAGGACCUCGCUGUCCCCGAUCGCAGAGACGGCGGUGAUGUUUCCGACAUCGAGGAGGAGAGUGACGAUGACUACAUUGACGCCUACUAUGGCGAGGAUGAAUACACUCUCACUCCCGAACAGGCCGAGGAAGGUCGUCGUCUUCAGAACAAUCCCCUGUCCCAAAGCGGACGCGCCACUCCGAGAGAACUUACCCGCUCCGCGCAAUUCCCCUCGAGCCCCUCGAUUCAUUCCGAUAUGGGCCUGGCUCCCCCCACCCGCCCAUUCUUGGAAGCUGGCAAUCGUAUGAGCAGUGCCUCGGUGCUGUCCGUCGAUUCCAUCGUUGGUGACAAGAAGGACUUCAAGCUGCAAAAGGUGGAUCCUUUCUUCACUGAUAGCCAUGGCGACUACGCUCGCUCAUUCGAAAAGAGUCUGGAAAUCCUGAACGGGUCCAACUCCGAGUCGCAGCUCUGCAUCGAGGAGUUCCUGGUCAAGAGUGAAAAGGAAUGGUUCGACAAGUUCCGUGAUGCCAAGCUGGGCCGUCUGGCCUCGCCCGCUCCAUCUGUCUUCCGCGGUAAGCGUGGUCCUUCGCCUGUGGAUUCCUACUACGGGGAUGACGCCUCGUCGCGCAUGAGUCCCGACGAUGAGCAGUCCCAGGAGGAUGACGAAUUUCUCCUGGGCAAGGACUACGUCCCUCCGACCGGUCUGCGCAAGUGGAUGCAGCUGCGCAUCGGAGACUGGCCGGUCUACUCCCUCUUCCUGGGUCUGGGCCAGAUCAUUGCGGCCAAUUCGUACCAGAUCACCUUGCUGACUGGCGAGGUUGGUCAAACCGCGGAGAAGCUGUACGGAAUCGCGACCACGUACCUGAUUACCUCGAUUCUGUGGUGGUUUGUCUUCCGUUACUUCAAGUCGGUCGUCUGUCUUUCGGUCCCCUGGUUCUUCUACGGCCUGGCAUUUCUGCUCAUUGGCUUCGCCCAUUUCGAGCACAAUGAGUUCAGCCGGGGCUGGAUCCAGAACGUCGGCAGUGGCUUCUAUGCCGCCGCUUCGUCCAGCGGUUCGAUUUUCUUCGCCCUCAACUUUGGGGAUGAAAGCGGUGCGCCGGUCAAAGAAUGGGUCUUCCGUGCCUGUGUCAUCCAAGGCACGCAGCAAGCAUAUGUCAUUGCGCUAUGGUACUGGGGUUCGACGCUCACCAAGGCCUCGAGCCAGGGCAUGCUCACCUCCGAGACCAACAUCGCCAACACCUGGAAGAUGACCGCCAUCUGUGUGCCCAUUGCCGUGUUCCUGUGGGCCGUCGGUCUUCUCAUGUUCUUUGGCCUUCCCAACUACUAUCGCCAGAGCCCUGGCAAGGUCCCGUCCUUCUAUCGCUCGGUGUUCCGCCGCAAGAUUGUCCUCUGGAACUUUGCCGUCGUCAUCAUCCAGAACUUCUUCCUCAGUGCUCCGUACGGUCGUAACUGGAGUUUUCUCUGGAGUUCAUCCCACGCGAAGACCUGGCAAAUCGUCAUUCUCUGCGUCGUCUUCUUCGGUUUCGUCUGGGCUGCCUUCCUCUUCAUCCUCAGCCACCUCUCCAAACAACACAGCUGGAUCCUCCCCGUGUUCGCCUGCGGUCUCGGAGCCCCUCGCUGGGCCCAGAUCUGGUGGGGCAUCUCUGGCAUCGGCUACUACCUCCCCUGGGUCGGAGGCGGGUACACGGGCGGCGCCCUGGCAUCCCGCAGCGUCUGGCUGUGGCUGGGCGUUCUGGACGCAAUCCAGGGCCUGGGCUUCGGUAUGAUCCUGCUGCAGACCCUGACCCGCAUGCACAUGUGCUUCACCCUCAUCGUGUGCCAAGUGCUGGGUUCCAUCGCCACCAUCUGCGCCCGAGCCUUUGCGCCAAACAACGUCGGGCCGGGCCCUAUCUCGCCCGAUCCCACCUUCGGCGCGAGUGCCGUGGCGAACGCGUGGUUCUGGAUCGCCCUGAUCUUCCAGCUGCUCAUCUGUGCUGGAUUCCUCCUCUUCUUCCGCAGAGAGCAACUCUCCAAGCCCUAA
Aspergillus thermomutatus is the source of this 7260-nucleotide messenger RNA. It is a transcript of the gene ags1, whose product is annotated as alpha-1,3-glucan synthase Ags1. Gene Ontology annotation, cellular component: fungal-type cell wall. NCBI's taxonomy places the organism in Eukaryota, Fungi, Ascomycota, Eurotiomycetes, Eurotiales, Aspergillaceae. The transcript is spliced from 5 exons. Bases 1 to 7260 code for a protein of 2419 amino acids. The record is from RefSeq and is a predicted model, not a curated record. Gene Ontology annotation, biological process: fungal-type cell wall (1->3)-alpha-glucan biosynthetic process. Gene Ontology annotation, molecular function: alpha-1,3-glucan synthase activity.